Messenger RNA from Carya illinoinensis, 4051 nucleotides. Its product is annotated as myosin-J heavy chain-like. The transcript is spliced from 9 exons. The record is from RefSeq and is a predicted model, not a curated record. Bases 421 to 3732 code for a protein of 1103 amino acids. Lineage: Eukaryota; Viridiplantae; Streptophyta; Magnoliopsida; Fagales; Juglandaceae.
UGUUGAGAGAGAGAGAUUGAGAGAGAGAGAGAGAGAGAGAGCGCUGAGAUCUGCUUUGUUUUUAUUUUACUCUCUGUUCUCUCCUUUAACUCGCUACGAGUUUUCCAUACACUACUUCGCUCUUUCCCCUGCUUCAGACCCUGCAUUUGAUCCUACUGAGUCAACUCGCUCUCUCUCUCUCUCUCUCUGCUUUUUCCAUUGAGCUAAGGUUGCGGAGCUUCAUCGUUUUGGCUCACAUUGAAUCGUGUGUUCACUCCCACACUCAUGUUGUGGCUGAUUUUACCGGAGCUCCGGUGAUCGUGGAGGUUUCCGGUAGUUGGUGGAGCUCCGGCGGAGCUUGGAUAUUGCUAGGAAGACGCGGAGCUGAGAGAAGAGAGAGAGAGAGAGAGAGAGCGAGAGAGAGAGAGAGAGACAGAGGAGAUGUUCAGGUCGGCGAGGUGGAGGAGCGAGAAGAACAAGGUCAAAGUGGUGUUCAAAUUGCAGUUCCAUGCAACGCAGGUAUCGCAGUUUUGUGCAGAUGCAUUGAUGGUGUCUUUGAUCCCUGCGGAUGUGGGAAAGCCGACUGUGAAAUCAGAUAAAGCUAUGGUUCGGAACGAAACCUGCCGUUGGGAAAAUCCAGUCUAUGAGACCGUGAAAUUCAAUCGGGAACCGAGGACUGGGAAGAUCAGUGAGAGGAUCUACUACGUCCAUGUCUCAAAUGGAUCGUCAAAAGCAGGUUCUAUUGGGGAAGUUUCUAUUGAUUUUGCUGAUUAUGCGGAGGCCACAAAGCCAUCCUCUGCCUCUUUUCCCCUAAAGAAUCCAAACUCAGAUGCCGUUUUACAUGUUUUGAUCCAGAGGCUGCAUGCAGAUGCCGAUCAAAGAGAGGUGGAAGAAUGUGAAGAUGCGAAAAUAAAAUCUGAAAAUAGGAGCUUGAAGACCUUCUUAAGCCAUAGUGAUGCAGAUGAAAGUGUUACAAAUGAUCCUACUGAGGGUGGACCAUCCAAUAAAACUACCCCUGAUGCUGACUUGAAUUGUACCUGUAGAGCAUCAAUUGGAUCUGACGUCACAUUAUCAAGUUCAGAAAGCAGCUCUGGACUUGAUACUCCACGAGAACUUGGACUGAGAAAUGGUAACAUCCAUCAGGACCCUUCUAGUUUCCUAACAUCUGUGAGCCACACCUCAUUGCCUCAUGAACAAGCAGCAAAUGCCUCAAUGACAGUAUAUGACGAGGAGUGGUCAGGCAGUUCUGAUCAUGGCAUAAGUACAGAUGACUCAACUCAUAGUUCUCACAACACCUUUAGCAGAGAGAGAUCUCAACAGGCUUCAGAUACUGAGAUGGAAAAGCUCAAGGCUGAGCUUGUUGCUUUGGCUAGGCAGGCAGAUGUCUCGGAGUUGGAAUUACAGACCCUUCGAAAGCAAAUUGUAAAAGAGAGCAAAAGGGGGCAGGAUCUCUCAAGAGAGAUUGCUAACAUCAAAGAUGAGAGAGAUGCACUCAAGUCAGAAUGCGAGAAACUCAAGGCCUUCCAUAAACGUAUGGUUGAGGCAAAAGCUAAAAACAAGUUUCAGUCAGAGGGUGGAGAUGUCCGUGCUCUUGCUGAAGAAAUCAGACAAGAAUUGACCUAUGAGAAGGACCUGAAUGCCAAUCUUCGGUUACAACUGCAGAAAACGCAGGAAUCUAAAACGGAGUUGAUUCUUGCUGUAAGGGACCUAGAUGAAAUGUUGGAAGGAAAGAACAGGGAAAUAUCUGAUCUUUCCAACAAAAUAGGAUCCUGUGAGAAUGCUGAAGAGUUGAAGGUUAAUCACUUGAAAUGUGAGACAGAUGAUGAUGAAGAGCAGAGAGCACUGGUAGAGCUUGUUAAGGAGCACAGUGAUGCCAAAGAAACAUACUUGAUGGAGCGAAAGAUCAUAGACCUAUAUGGGGAAAUAGAGAUUUAUAGGAGGGAUAAAGAUGAGCUAGAAAUGCAGAUGGAGCAACUAGCACUUGAUUAUGAAAUUUUGAAGCAGGAAAACCAUGACAUGUCAUAUAAACUGGAGCAAAGUCAACUGCAAGAACAACUGAAGAUACAAUAUGAAUGUCCAUUUCCUCCUACUGGCAUAACCCAACUAGAAGACCAUAUUGAGAGCUUGGAAAACGAAUUGAAGAAGCAGUCGAAAGAAUUGUCAGAUUCUUUGGCUACCAUAAGAGAUCUUGAAAUCCAUAUUACAAGCUUGGAGGAAGAAAUGGAGAAGCAGGCGCAGGGAUUUGAAGCUGAUCUGGAAGCUGUGACACAUGCCAAAGUUGAGCAGGAGCAAAGAGCCAUCCGAGCAGAGGACGCCUUGCAAAAGACAAGAUGGAGAAAUGCUAGUACAGCUGAGAGGCUUCAGGAGGAAUUUAGCAGGCUCUCAGUGCAAAUGGCCUCUACAUUUGAUGCAAAUGAGAAGGUGGCUAUGAAGGCAUUGAAGGAAGCUAAUGAACUGCGUUGGCAGAAGAGUCAACUGGAGGAAAUUCUCCAGAAAGUCAAACAAGAGCUUCAGACAGUUAGAGAUGAUUACGAGGCAAGAAUACGGGAGCUGUCCAACCAAAUAGAUAUGAACACGUGCCAGAUAGAGCAAAUGUUGGUGGAAAUUGAUAAUGAGUCCAAGCAGCUUGAAUAUCAGAAGCAGCAUGGCGAAGAAGUUAGCAGGGCUUUCUCUGAGGAGAUUGGAAUGCUCAAAACAGAGAUCAGAAGGCUCAUUGCUGAGAAUAUAUGCCUUUCUGAACAAACAGAACAGCAAGAAAUUUCUAGAGCAGAAUUCGAACAUAUGAAGGCAUCAAUUAAGGAAUCUGAGAUGUUGGUACAAAGAGCAAAUGUAGAAAGAAAUGAACUGGUGAGCACAAUUGCUUUGCUGAAGAAAGAAGCAAAGAAAUCUCUGGAGGAGCUAAGUAGAAUUAGGCACCUCAAGGAUGAGAAAGAGGCAACAGUUGGUUUCUUACAAUCAGAGAUGGAAACGCUUAAAGCUCAGUGUGCUGAUUUGAAAAAUUCCUCGUUUGAAGAUGAGGUUGAGAAGGAGAAACUCAGGAAGCAGAUCUUCCAAUUAAAAAACGACUUGAGGAAGAAGGACGAUACAUUCACCAAUAUAGAGAAGAAGCUCAAGGAUAGUAGUGGGCGCACGGUUUCUGAUGGAGCUAAAAAUACUUUGAAAAACAAUAAAUCAGCUCCAGUUCCCCAUGGUUCAAAAGAAGUUGCAACUCUGAGGGAGAAGAUAAAAUUGCUUGAGGGAGAGAUAAAGUUAAAGGAAACUUCCCUGGAAACCUCAACAAACUCAUUUUUGGAGAAGGAAAAGGAUCUUCAAAACAAAAUUGAAGAAUUAGAGAACAGGGUGGGAGAACUCAAUCAGAUUAGUUCAUUUCAAAAGGUCAUUAUAGAUGCAAGUGGCAUCAUUUCAAACAGCGGGGUACCUGAAGAAGCAACAGCUGCGGAUGACCCUAUGAACAGUACAGCUUGCAUGCCGAAAGAAAAUGGGAACACAUGGUCAAAAUUCAAGAGCAUUGAUGAAACUUCAUCAGAGAAAGAACUGAUAAAACACUCCAGUGUUAGUAAGAAUGACGUAAAUCUUGAUUUAAUUGCUGAAUUGGCGUCAUUAAAGGAGAAGAACGAUUCAAUGGAAAGUGAACUAAACGAGAUGCAAGAGAGAUAUUCAGAAAUAAGUCUCAAGUUUGCAGAGGUAGAAGGUGAAAGACAAAAGCUUGUAAUGACAGUACGCAACCUCAAGAUUGCUAUGAAGAGAUACUAACAUUUUCUUUUUUAUAUACCUGAGUAUAUAUACUGUGUACAGUUAGAGUCGCAUGGUGUAUACCAAAUGAGAGAAUUCCGAUGUGCAAUUCCAUCAUAGUGAUGAGAAAUGAUAAUUAUAAUCGUGAGUGUGUAAAUGUCAUGCAAUCACUUCGAAAAAGUGAAUAAAUAUGGGAUCCAUAUGAAAAUUUUUAAUUAUGGACCUCACUUUUUUUCAAAGCGACUGCACGACACUUCCGUAUUUCACGACUAUACGUAACAUUAUUUGUAAAUUAAUAUGUUCAUCCGUACCAUAUAUAUAAUUUUUUUUUUUUCUCUCA